CUCGCGCAGGAGUCGGGGGGGGGGGUCUCUCGGGCGGACCUGAGAGGAGGCGCGAGCGCCGGCGGGGGGCUGGGGCGAGGAAACAUCGUAGGCCUCGGGGUGAAACACUCCUUUUCUCACCUAAGUCACUUGAAGUGCAAAAGCCCCAAUCAUGGAUUUUCAACAUCGCCCUGGAGGUAAAACUGGGAGUGGAGGCGUAGCCUCAUCUUCGGAAAGUAACCGAGACCGCAGAGAGAGGCUUCGGCAGCUGGCUUUGGAAACUAUUGACAUCAACAAGGAUCCUUAUUUUAUGAAAAAUCACUUGGGUUCUUAUGAAUGCAAACUCUGCCUAACGCUGCACAACAAUGAGGGAAGCUAUUUAGCACACACCCAGGGGAAAAAGCAUCAGACCAAUUUGGCUCGCCGCGCUGCCAAGGAAGCUAAAGAAGCCCCUGCACAACCUGCACCAGAAAAAGUCAAAGUGGAAGUGAAAAAGUUUGUGAAAAUUGGACGACCAGGUUAUAAAGUGACCAAACAGAGAGAUCCAGAAAUGGGCCAACAGAGCCUCCUCUUCCAGAUCGAUUACCCAGAGAUUGCUGAAACCAUCAUGCCUAGGCAUCGGUUCAUGUCUGCAUAUGAGCAAAGGAUUGAGCCCCCAGACAGACGUUGGCAAUACCUUUUGAUGGCAGCAGAGCCCUAUGAAACCAUUGCUUUCAAGGUGCCAAGCAGAGAAAUUGACAAAGCAGAAGGAAAGUUUUGGACCCACUGGAACAGAGAAACCAAACAGUUUUUCCUUCAGUUCCAUUUCAAAAUGGAGAAGCCCCCAGCUCCCCAGAGCAUCCCUCCUGGACCCCCAGCUGUGAAGAGGCCUCCACCGCCCCCACUGAUGAAUGGCUUGCCCCCACGACCACCUCUCCCGGACUCCAUGCCUCCGCCACCACCACCUCCAGGAGGCAUGACCUUGCCACCCAUGCCUCCCUCUGGACCUGUACCGCCCCCAGCACCACCUCAGCUGCCACCAGCUCCUGGGGUACAUCCUCCUGCUCCUCUGCCCCCCAUGAUGAGACCACCUCUUCCCACAGAGGGGCCAGGAACUAUUCCCCCCCCCACCUCCUUCCAACUGAAAAGCUCCUCCUGGACUCUUUUCCCAGUGGACUCCUUUUGAUUCGUGUUUAAUUACAAACCGUUAUUUGCUCAGAGGGAAAUCUUGGUCCUUUUUUAUAUGCUAAUAGCUUUGCCAGAAUCCUGUAGGUUCAUUAAAAAGCUUUCUACAUUG
Molecule: messenger RNA, 1255 nt
Organism: Caretta caretta (loggerhead turtle)
Lineage: Eukaryota; Metazoa; Chordata; Testudines; Cheloniidae
Gene: SF3A2
Product: splicing factor 3a subunit 2
Biological process (GO): spliceosomal complex assembly
Cellular component (GO): nucleus; catalytic step 2 spliceosome; U2 snRNP
Molecular function (GO): nucleic acid binding; zinc ion binding
Source: RefSeq, a predicted model, not a curated record